Suillus discolor is the source of this 162-nucleotide messenger RNA. RefSeq lists its product as uncharacterized. The record is from RefSeq and is a predicted model, not a curated record. The transcript has a single exon. NCBI's taxonomy places the organism in Eukaryota, Fungi, Basidiomycota, Agaricomycetes, Boletales, Suillaceae. The annotation marks the transcript as partial.
AGACAGCGCCUGAAGAUGGACAUUGUUAGUGCGUCUCUCCACCCUAUGGACAAGCAGAAGAGUAACAUGCAGCUGCGCAUCACUACUCUGCAACGUCGUCUGGAUGCAUGGGCCCGUGUCCAGGAGUUGUACAUGCCUGUUGUGUCCCAACUGCAUCAUUGA